GACGUUAACCGGGCCGAGGGUCCAUCUUAUCACUACGAGUGCAGCCCACUCCCUCCACAGCUUCCAUCCCAUAUCCUCCAAGCUCUCCUUCCCUCCCUCCAUAGCCACAAAGCCAGAGAGCUCGCUAGCCAAUAGACCUCACCUCACCAAGCUCGAAGGCUCUAGGCGCACCAUGGGUUGCGCAAGCUCCAAGGACGUUGCGGUGGUGGCCGACAUAGCCUAUCGCCCGCCGGCAGCGAGCGUCUCCCUCUUCGACGUCAGCGCCGUCGAGGAGCCGUGGCUCAUCGCCAAGAAGAACGCUGCUGCCAACGGCGAUCAGGUCGAGGCCGAGCACAGCGAUGAAGAAUCCGAAGAGGAAGAAGAUGAGUCGGAGGAGGAGGAAGUGCAGGACGCCAAGAAGCCCACCACCGGCGUGGCGCUCCCUAUCCUCGACAAGCUCGACGGCUACGAGCUCGCGCCGGCGUCGUGGUCCGAGGUGAGCAAGGCUCUUGAAGACAUCAAGCCCACGCUCGACUCCAAGCAAACCACGGACCCCAAGCCUGUCCUCAAGAAGAAGAAAAAGAAGAAGAAGACCAAGAAGCAACCGGCUGCUCAACCAGAGCCGACACCGCCGCAGAAGGAGCAGCCGUCGUCACAGUCGCCCUCCGUUGCCGGAACGGGCGAGGCUGUCAAUAAGGCCCCGCCGCCGGCGACGCCGUAUGUUCUUGGUUCUGGGGAUGCUGGCACGAUGAAGAAGCCUCUGCCGGAGCUCACGGGGCGGCGCGUUGUGAAAGAGAACCCCUUCCUGCUGCGGGACCGCGAGGCCAAGAACGCGGACGGCACCGCCGCGGCGCCCAAGUGGCGCCGGAGGGACCCGUUUGAAGGGUACCCCGAGCGACGCCCCCCUGGCGCGAGCGGCGGCGGGGUGGUGCUGUACACGACGACGCUCCGCGGCGUGAGGCGCACGUUCGAGGACUGCGAGCGCGCGCGGGCGGCGGUGGAGACGUGCGCGGAGGCGGCAGGCCUGACCGUGGACGAGCGCGACGUGGCGCUCCACGGGGAGUACCUGCGCGAGCUCCGGGAGCUGCUUCUGGCCGAAGCCGAGGAGCAGGGCGCCGGCGUUUUGCCGCCGCCGAGGCUGUUCGUGAUGGGCCGGUACCUGGGCGGCGCGGAGGCAUGCACGGAGCUGGUGGAGAACGGGAAGCUCGCGGAGAUGCUGCGGUGGGCCAGGGCGCGCGGGGAGGCGUGCGCUGCCAAAGAUGGGCGCGGCUGCGAGGGCUGCGGCGGCGCGCGGUUCGUGCCGUGCAUGGAGUGCGGCGGCAGCUGCAAGGUGGUGGUCGGCGGCGACGGCAGCGUCAGCAGCGGCGUGGUCGAGAGGUGCGGCAAGUGCAAUGAGAACGGCCUCAUGAUGUGCCCCAUCUGCCACUGAUGGAGCUCGAAACUUUUAUCCAUGCAUCUAUGCAUGGGAUGUCGUUGCCUGCCGCGAUGUUCUUGUUCUCUGUAAUACUAGUACAGCUUAAGGAGAACAAAUUACUGCAUGUUGAACCAUGUGUGUGUUGUACAGCUUGGAGUCUAGCUAAUCGAUGUAAGUAAUUCUGCAAAUGUGGAAGGAAGAAAACUGUUCUGACUUCGAUCAGAGCUGUCAUUGUCAAUGGAAGUAUAUUGCUGAA
This is a messenger RNA of Lolium perenne, 1649 nucleotides long. RefSeq lists its product as uncharacterized. The record is from RefSeq and is a predicted model, not a curated record. NCBI's taxonomy places the organism in Eukaryota, Viridiplantae, Streptophyta, Magnoliopsida, Poales, Poaceae.